AUGGCGAAAGGCCCGGCAUUUGUAACCGGGCUUGUGAUCUUCUGUUUGUUAGAAGCUUUUGCUGAUGCAGAUUACAGACUCUACAGAGACCCGAAAAAGCCGAUAAAUCAAAGAAUAAAGGACCUGAUGAGAAGAAUGAGCUUGGAGGAGAAGAUAGGCCAGAUGGUGCAGAUAGAACGAACAGUGGCAUCGGCUGAGGUCAUGAAGAAGUACCAUAUAGCAGGGAGUGUGCUGAGUGGUGGAGGAAGCGGGCCCGGGCCCCAGGCGUCUCCCGAGAGGUGGGUGGAUAUGGUGAACGAGUUUCAGAAAGGGUCGUUGGCGACCCGUCUCGGCAUACCUAUGAUAUAUGGGAUUGAUGCAGUUCAUGGCCAAAAUACUGUUUACAAGGCCACAAUUUUCCCCCAUAAUGUCGGUCUUGGAGCUACUAGGCAAGUAAAUUUAGUCCUAAACCCUGAAUUGGUGAAGAAAAUCGGAGCUGCUACUGCGCUUGAACUUAGAGCAACCGGAAUACCUUACACGUUUGCACCUUGCAUUGCGGUCUGCAGGGACCCGAGAUGGGGCAGGUGUUACGAGAGCUACAGUGAAGAUCCAACGGUUGUAAAAGCCAUGACCGAGAUCAUACCAGGAUUGCAAGGAGAUAUACCGGCUAAUUCUCGUAAAGGAGUCCCUUAUGUUGGAGGACAAGACAAGGUAGCGGCUUGUGCCAAACACUACGUCGGUGAUGGUGGGACGAUCAGAGGCAUUAACUCGAACAACACAAUGACCAGCUUUCACAGUUUGCUUAGUAUUCAUAUGACGGCCUAUGAUGAUUCAAUCAUCAAGGGCGUGUCAACUAUUAUGGUCUCGUAUUCCAGCUUGAACGGGAUUAAAAUGCAUGCGAAUCGUGAUUUUAUCACUGGUUUUCUCAAGCAUACGCUGCGUUUCAGAGGAUUUGUCAUAUCAGAUUAUGAGGGCAUUGACCAAAUAACUUCUCCAAGUCAUGCCAACUACACAUAUUCAAUUCUAGCUGGAGUUGGUGCUGGCAUAGACAUGAUUAUGGUCCCAUUCAAUUACACGGAGUUCAUCAAUGGCCUAACUUUCUUGGUCCAACAUAACUUCAUCCCCAUGAGCCGGAUUAAUGAUGCCGUGAAAAGGAUACUAAGAGUUAAGUUCACAAUGGGUCUUUUCGAAAACCCACUAGCUGAUUAUAGCUUGACCGGGCACUUGGGCAGCAAGGAGAAUAGGGAGCUGGCAAGGGAAGCAGUUCGAAAAUCGCUUGUGUUGCUAAAGAAUGGGAAAUCUGGUGACGGCCCAAUUAUACCCCUCGUCAAGAAAACAUCGAAAGUGCUUGUAGCGGGCACCCAUGCUAACAACAUCGGAUACCAGUGUGGGGGUUGGACUAUUGAGUGGCAGGGCAAAAGUGGCAACAUCACAACUGGUACAACUAUCCUCACGGCCAUAAAGAACACAAUAGAUCAAGAAACCAAAGUUGUUCAUGUGGAAAAACCGGAGGCUGGAUAUGUGAACUCGGGAAACUUCUCUUAUGCCAUUGUUGUGGUGGGAGAAAAGCCGUAUGCGGAAGGAUCUGGAGAUAGCACUAACUUGACCCUGCCCGAAUCGAGUUAUACUACAAUCACAAAUGUGUGUGCCUCUGUAAAAUGUGUGGUCGUUUUAAUCACAGGCCGUCCGGUUGUGAUUCAGCCGUAUCUAUCACAAAUUGAUGCCCUUGUGGCGGCUUGGCUACCGGGGACCGAAGGCCAAGGGGUGGCUGAUGUUUUGUUUGGUGACUAUGGUUUUAGCGGGAAACUGCCUCGUACUUGGUUUAAGACCGUCGACCAACUCCCGAUGAACAUUGGCGAUGAGGACUACGAUCCGUUGUUCCCCUUUGGUUUUGGGCUUACAACAGAAUCCAUGGAGGUUUGUUAG
Molecule: messenger RNA, 1905 nt
Organism: Striga hermonthica
Lineage: Eukaryota; Viridiplantae; Streptophyta; Magnoliopsida; Lamiales; Orobanchaceae
Source: the annotation of a GenBank genome assembly